Lepus europaeus (European hare) is the source of this 2106-nucleotide messenger RNA. It is a transcript of the gene PLPPR3, whose product is annotated as phospholipid phosphatase related 3. NCBI's taxonomy places the organism in Eukaryota, Metazoa, Chordata, Mammalia, Lagomorpha, Leporidae. Gene Ontology annotation, molecular function: phosphatidate phosphatase activity. The transcript is spliced from 7 exons. The coding region runs from base 1 to 2106 and encodes 701 amino acids. Gene Ontology annotation, biological process: phospholipid metabolic process; signal transduction; phospholipid dephosphorylation. The record is from RefSeq and is a predicted model, not a curated record.
AUGAUCGCGGCCAAGGCCAGCAGGACCCCGAAGGACAGUAUGACGCUGCUGCCCUGCUUCUACUUCGUGGAGCUGCCCAUUGUGGCGUCCUCCGUGGUGUCCCUGUACUUCCUGGAGCUGACAGACGUGUUCAGGCCGGCCAAGGUGGGCUUCCAGUGCUAUGACCGCUCGCUCUCCAUGCCCUACGUGGAGACCAGCGAGGAGCUCAUCCCGCUGCUCAUGCUCCUGAGCCUGGCCUUCGCCGCCCCCGCAGCCUCGAUCAUGAUCGGUGAGGGCCUGCUGUACUGCGUGCAGUCCCGGCUGUGGGGCCGAGGGGGCGUCCCCCGCGGAGCCGAGGGCACCAUCAGCGCCGGCGGCUGCAGCCUCAGCUCCUUCCUGCGCCGGACCGUGCGGUUCGUGGGCGUCCACGUGUUUGGCCUGUGUGCCACGGCCCUGGUGACAGACAUCAUUCAGUUGGCCACGGGCUACCACGCACCCUUCUUCCUCACCGUCUGCAAACCCAACUACACCCUGCUGGGCACGUCGUGCGAGGCCAACCCCUACAUCACGCAGGACAUCUGUUCCGGCCACGACACCCACGCCAUCCUGUCUGCACGGAAGACCUUCCCGUCCCAGCACGCCACGCUGUCCGCCUUCGCGGCCGUCUACGUCUCGAUGUACUUCAACUCCGUCAUCUCGGAUGCCACCAAGCUGCUCAAGCCCCUGCUGGUGUUUGCCUUCGCCAUCGCGGCCGGCGUGUGCGGGCUCACGCAGGUCACCCAGUACCGCAGCCACCCCGUGGACGUGUACGCCGGCUUCCUCAUCGGCGCCGGCAUCGCCGCCUACCUGGCCUGCCAUGCGGUGGGCAACUUCCGCGCCCCGCCGGCCGAGAAGCCCGCGGCCCCGGCGCCGGCCAAGGAUGCCCUGCGCGCGCUGACCCAGCGCGGCCACGACUCCGUGUACCAGCAGAGCAAGUCGGCCAGCACCGACGAGCUGGGCCCGCCCGGGCGGCUGGAGGGCGUGCCGCGGCCCGUGGCCCGCGACAAGACGUCCCUGGGCAGCCUGAAGCGGGCCAGCGUGGAUGCUGACCUGCUGGCACCCCGCAGCCCCAUGGUCAAGGAGAACAUGGUGACCUUCAGCAACACGCUGCCGCGGGCCAGCGCGCCCUCUCUCGACGACCCCGCGCGCCGCCACAUGACCAUCCACGUGCCGCUGGACGCUACCCGCUCCAAGCAGCUCAUCCGCGAGUGGAAGCAGACGCUGGAGGGCCGCGGCCCCGGGCUGCCAGACGAGGCCAGCCCCGCACACCUGCGCGCUCCCGCGGAGCCCAUGGCGGAGGAGGACGAGGAGGAGGAGGACGAGGAAGAGGAGGAGGAGGACGAGGAGGACGAGGAGGGGCAGGGGGAGGGGGAGGAGGGCGGCCCCGCGCCUCCCUCGCUGUACCCCGCCGUGCAGGCGCGGCCGGGGCUUGCGCCGCGCGUGGUCCUCCCGCCGCGCGCGGGGCCGCCGCCGCUGCUGCACAUCCCUGAGGAGCGCGCGCAGCCCGCGGCCGGGCUGUCCCCCAAGAGCGGCGCCGCGGUGCGCGCCAAAUGGCUGGCCAUGGCGGAGAAGGGCGGGGCCGUCGUGCCCGCGCCCGGCGCGCAGCCCCGCGUGGCCAACCCACCGCGGCUGCUGCAGGUGAUCGCCAUGUCCAAGGCCCCGGGCGCGCCGGGCCCCAAGGCGGCCGAGACGGCGUCGUCGUCCAGCGCCAGCUCCGACUCGUCGCAGUACCGCUCGCCGUCCGACCGCGACUCGGCCAGCAUCGUCACGAUCGACGCGCACGCGCCGCACCACCCGGUGGUGCACCUGUCGGCUGCCGCCGCGCCCUGGGAGUGGAAGGCCGCGGGCGUGUCCCCCGGCUCCUCCGUCAGCGACGUGGACCAGGAGGAGCCGCGGUUCGCCGCCGUGGCCACCGUGAACCUGGCCACGGGUGAGGGCCUGCCCCCGCCGGGCGCGGCCGAGGGGGCGCUGGGGCCGGUCAGCCGCGAGUCCACGCUGCGGCGCGCGGCGCUGGGGGAGCGCGAGGCAGGCGAGGCGGAGGCCGAGGGCUACUACCGCAGGAUGCAGGCCCGCCGCUUCCAGGACUGA